UUUGAGAACCUGAGAAAGGCGCACACACCCUUCCAACUUUCAACCAAACCAAUAAACAACAGAAUCAAAUCAACACAGUUCAAAAUUUUCCCAAAUUCCUGAAAUCCUCUCUUUCUUCCUAAAAGCCUUCUUCAAAUUCCAAUUCCAAUUCCAAUUCCAACGCAGGCCCCCCCACCCCCAUCAAAUCCCUAAACCCCCCAGUUUGCAAAGAGACGCAAGAAGCUGUGAGAAAAAUCCACACGGCAUCGAUCGAUCAACCGACUAGCCAAACCUAACAGUCAUCUCCUCCCUCGCUCUCAAUCGAUUCCAAAAUCUCCCAAGGUCUCUUCUUCCCCAGGUGCCGCUAUUGUUUCGGCUUGAUCUCUUGCUCUUGAUCUCGGGUUUCUAUUCUUCUUGCUUCGCAUUUCCCGAUCCUUCAGGUGGGUUGUUGCAUUCCGGGAUUUUUUGAGCUGCCCAGAUGGUUUUCCCGGUCACUGGUGCCGGUGACGAGGAGGAAGUGGUCCGGUUCUGAGGGACUGUUUAGCGCUCGGAGGAAUCUGAGGUGAACAAUUGUGCAGAAAUGAGCUCCACCACCUCGAGGCCGGUGACCGUCAAGGACCUGGCCGAGGAGGCGAAGAAGCGGAUUGUGUUCCUGGUUAUAUGCGUCGUGGGAUUGUCGUAUCUCAUGUCCUAUUUUGAUGCGCGGAAGAAAGCGGCAACGUAUAGCAGCAAGCGACCUGUAACUGCUGGCCCAUCUCAGAGGAAACCCGUUGAAGCUCCAAAAGUUAUUAAAAAAUCUGAUUGGAGAAAGAAAGUGGAUUCACCAGUUGUUGAAGAUGCCAUAGAUCACUUCACUAGGCACAUAGUGUCUGAGUGGGUCACAGACUUGUGGUACUCUCGGUUAACACCUGACAAAGAUGGCCCAGAAGAACUGGUGCGCAUCAUAAAUGAUGUCCUUGCAGAAUUUUCUGAUCGAUUGAGGAAUAUAAAUUUAAUCGAUCUCCUGACAAGGGAUCUUGUCAGUCUCAUCUGCACCCAUUUGGAAAUUUUCCGUAUGACUCAAGCUAGGAUUGAAAAGCAACAACCGGGGCAGAUAACAAUUGAGAACCGUAAUACAGCAUUGAGGCACAUUUUGGCUUCUGAAAACAAACUGCAUCCUGCUUUGUUUUCUGCUGAAGCUGAGCAUAAGGUCUUACAACACCUGGUGGAUGGCCUAAUAUCAUUUAUCUUCAAACCUGAAGAUCUGCAGUGUUGUUUUUUCCGUUAUGCUGCCCGGGAGCUUCUUGCAUGUGCAGUCAUUCGACCAGUAUUAAAUUUGGCAAAUCCAAGAUUCAUCAAUGAACGGAUUGAAGCCAUUUACAUUUCUAAGACCAAUGCUGCUAAAGCUGCACUUGUAGCACAAGAAUUGCAGUCAAAAACUGGACCAUCAAGGGUGUCAGCAGAUCAUUUCUCAAGGUUUCUCGAUCCAACUGUAACUGGUGUUGAACUUGUUCAGUUGAAAACAAAAACAUCCGGUUCUGAUAAACCAGAAGCAGACCAUGUAAAUAGAACCCGUCUUUCUAAAGAUCCAUUACUUUCCAUUGAUACUCGGUCUUCUCGCUCAUGGGGUUCAAUGCCUGCAAAUUCUCAAAAUGGUGAUGAUAAAGGUAUUCAACGGCAUCGCCCUGGAGGUGAGUGGGGAGAGAUGCUAGAUUUGAUUUCUCGUAGAAAGGCCCAGGCCCUUGCGCCCGAGCAUUUUGAGAACAUGUGGACCAAAGGGAGAAAUUAUAAGAGGAAGGAAGGGGAGAAUCGGUUGAUCGAGCAAGUUCCUCAGAAUUCUUCAACUAUGAGGCCUGUGUCUAGUGACAAUUCAAAGACAAUGCCGAAACCUAUAGAAAAGGAGAAUACAGUGAAGAACCAUCCCUCAGGGAGCAAUGCCCAUGCCUUGGAAUGUGGGGAUGCAUUAUCAGUAAGUAACUCUAAACAUGUCGAUAAGAGCUUUCCGAGUUAUUCUGAAACUCAUGAAGAUGAUGAGCAUAGUCCUAUGCGAUUGGAGGAGAUUGACUCUGGAAGUACUUCAUACACUUCUUCUGAUGAAGGAACUGGCACUGUUACAGGCCUGGACUCUCCUGGUACUAAAGUCUGGGAUGGUAAGAGUAAGAGAAACGCGGUUUCUCACAUUCAUCAUCCACUAGAAACCAUUGAAGGCCAUUAUGCAAAAAAGACAAGUAAAGGACAGCUUCGCUAUCAAAGAUUUCCCAAUGGCCAGUCUGGCAGGAAGAGGUCUAGUGGAAGAAAGGUUCCAGUGUGGCAUGAGGUUGAGAGGACGAGUUUCUUGUCUGGGGAUGGACAAGAUAUACUCAAUGCAUCAAAAGGUUAUGGAAAUGGUGAAGUCUCAAGUGACGAUACUGAUGAUGAAAUUUUGAGUAGAGCGAAUAGUGGAGCAGCAGCUUCUUCAUCUGCACCAUCUGCAUCUCUUCCAGAAUACCAUACUCCAACUGUUAACUUGUCGCAAGAUUCAUUGGUUCUGGAAUCCUUUUUAAGGUUAAGAUGUGAGGUGCUUGGUGCAAAUAUUGUAAAAAGCGGCUCUAAAACUUUUGCUGUCUAUUCCUUAUCUGUCACAGAUGCUAACAAUAAUAGCUGGUCUGUCAAAAGAAGGUUUCGACAUUUUGAGGAGUUGCAUCGUCGUCUAAAGGCUUUUCCUGAGUACAAUCUCCAUUUGCCCCCAAAGCAUUUCCUUUCCACUGGUUUGGAUGUUCCUGUCAUUCAGGAAAGGUGCAGAUUGCUUGAUGGAUAUUUAAAGAAGCUGAUGCAGCUCCCUAGAAUUUCUGGAUCGAUUGAAGUUUGGGACUUUCUAAGCGUUGAUUCUCAGACAUAUUAUUUCUCAAAUUCAUUCUCGAUUGUUGAAACAUUGUCAGUUGACUUGGACAAUAAACCAUCUGCAAGGAACAAAACAAUCUCGACUUUUGCGGGGCCAAUGGUCAACCCCUUAUCCAGAAAAGAAAGUUUUGUCCCAGAAAGUAGGGAAACCGUGCUGCAAAUGAAGCAUAGUCCUGCACCAGAUGGUUCAAGAUUGAACGCCAAAGAGAAUGAUGUUGAUGGUAGAGGGAAUGAUGUUAGGGAAGAAACAUCCAAAAUACUAAUUGAUGCUGCUAAUGACCCUACCCUUCCUACAGAGUGGGUGCCUCCCAAUUUAAGUGUCCCACUUUUAGAUUUGGUUGAUGUCAUCUUCCAGCUCCAAGAUGGUGGGUGGAUCAGAAGGAAGGCCUUUUGGGUAGCUAAGCAGAUUUUACAGCUGGGGAUGAGUGAUGCAUUUGAUGAUUGGUUGAUGGAAAAAAUUCAGCUACUUCGUCGGGGGUCGGUGAUUGCUUCAGGAAUCAAGCGAAUUGAGCAGAUACUUUGGCCCGAUGGGAUAUUUAUAACUAAACAUCCAAAGCGACAAAAGCAGCCUCCAGCUGGCAGCUCACCACAAACACCACAUGGUCAGCAACCCACAGAAAUAGCUUCACCUAGACUGAGUGACGAGCAGCAACAAUUUGAAGCAGAACGACGGGCGAAGUUGGUGUAUGAGUUAAUGAUUGAUAAGGCACCAGCUGCUAUAGUAAGCCUGGUCGGGCGCAAGGAGUAUGAACAAUGUGCAAAGGACCUCUACUACUUUCUUCAGUCUACAGUAUGUCUGAAGCUACUAGCUUUCGACCUGCUUGAGCUGCUGCUUCUAUCAGCAUUUCCGGAGCUUGACUACGUUUUUAAGCAUUUGCAUGAGGAGAAACAUAGAUUUGGCGAGUUCCGAGCAAACUAGUGGAGUCUCCUGGCACGGGAUUGACUUGUAAGUAGAAUGGUCACCCGGCAUUUUCUCUUUCAGGUGGUGUAUCAUUUGACGCGUCAUUCAUUGAAUUCAUCCCAUACCCGAUUGAAUAUCGUCGUUACAGCCUUCUGCGAUUUAUAUCGCCAUUCUUUCUGUUUUCCUCUCCCGAAAAUGGUGGAUUACCCUUUGAUUGUGGGGUUGAGAUUCCCUAGCAUAGGUAUACAAAUCUUGUAAAUAGCCUUUCUAGUUUGCAUUUUGAGGAAAGUUAUAUGGUGUAAAUCGUGAGAUAAAGAUAGAAGAUGUACGGUGAGCGAAAUGUAAAGUUUGGUCCAUUAUUCAUCACAACUCCACAUAUCGCGGACGACGAUUCUGAUUUAUUAUAAGAACAACAUGCAUGCAAAUGCAUAUGCCAUGUAUCA
Molecule: messenger RNA, 4182 nt
Organism: Punica granatum (pomegranate)
Lineage: Eukaryota; Viridiplantae; Streptophyta; Magnoliopsida; Myrtales; Lythraceae
Source: RefSeq, a predicted model, not a curated record